AUGUCGCCCGCCCACCUCGCCAGCUUUUUCAAAGUGUGCGGACCCAUCGCCGCCAUCGCCUGCUCACCGAAGGAGCCAAAGGCGGGUAUCUGCUUCAAGGAGGCGAGCGCCCGGAGGAUGGCGCUCCUGUUGGACCGGGGCAUCGUGGGCUACGUGCCCGUGCGGGUCUUCGCCUUCAGCGCCCAGCAGCACCCCGACCUGGGCCUCGCCCUCCAGAACGCGCUCGCCGACCCCGCCUACCGCCUGCCGCUCAGCCCGGCCUCGUCGCCCUCGGCCUCACCGUCCUCCCUCGCCUCCGCCACAGCCGCGCCGGUCGUCUCCUCCAGCACGGCCCAGCUUCGGCCGCAGCCCAGCGUCCCACCGCUGCCGUCGACGCCCAGCAGCGCUUCGCUGGCGGUGCCUUCGUCGUCGGCGUCGGCCGGCGGCUCUGCGCGGUCGACGCCGGCGUCGUCGCCCCGAGACCACUCGCCGCCGCCGCGGGCGUCUGUCAGGGAGGCUAUCGCCUCGAUCAGGGAGAUCGGCCCCGAGGACCACAAGUUCGGGGUGGUCAUCUCCAACCUGUCGGCGCACUGCACGCCCGACCUGCUCUACGAGUUCUUCAUCCUGUGCGGACACAUCGAAGAUAUCAUCAUCUUCAGGGAAGAAGGGGUGAUUGAUGCGGUGAUGAUGUUCGAGGUCGAGUACUCGGCCAACAUGGCGCUGUCCCUGAGCGGCGCCGUCGUGGCCGGGUCGGUGGUCAGUGUGGCCCGCCUCUCGUCCGCCGUGGUCAACAAGCUCGCGCAGGACUACCACCUCUCCAGCGCCGCCUGCUGGGAGCGCAAGCGGGUCAACAACAGAGAAACACACAAGGCCAGCGCUGCAGAGCCUGCGGACAAGCCGUCGGGCGCGGCGCAGGUCGUACCCCAGCUGGAGCUGGCGCAGGCCAAGCCCGAGUCGAAGCCCAAGAGGACGAUCGGGGAGAGUGACGAUGACGACGACGAUGAGGUCGAGGAAGAAGAGGAGCGGGAGAUCGACGACUUCAGCCCGCGGCCCGCCGCCACCUCGCCCGAGGCUGCUUCGAGCGCAGCCGUGCCCAAAUCAAAGGAGUCAUCACACAGCAAAGUGCAGUUCGACGUGGAGAAUGCGGUGCUGUUUCACGAGGGUCGCGGAGCGCUCUUCAACCUGCGGGAUCUCGCCACUGUCUAUGUCUCGCCGGACCGGUUUUUGCGGAAGGGACGCAUUUAUCGAAGCGCGGCGUGGGCUCGCUACUCGCACCUAAGGACCGACGACUUCCGGGCGGCGUCCGACUACGUACGCAAGGAGCUCGGCAUCAAAACCAUCAUCGACCUCCGCUCCGGCGAAGAAAAGAGCAUGGACGCGUGGUACCAGGAAGUGGAGAUCUUCUACCGGACCGCGCAAACGCCCGCGGUGUCGCGCAACCUGAAGGUGCAGCUGUUCGCGACGUCGUCGACGAGCAUCAAGUGGAAGAUGUUCAAGUCGGCCUUCUCGUCGUCGUCGUCGUCGUCGUCGUCGUCUUCGUCGCCAUCGGCCUCUUCCUCAUCGACCGACCGCGCGCGCCGCAAGCCGGGCGACGGCAAGAGCAAGCUGUUUUUGGGCCUCAACUUUUACGACCUCCAGAACUUCCAGCUCCCGGGCAGCAAGCGCCAAAUCAACAUCAACGUCGACGCCGCUGCCCAGAUGUUUUUGUCGGAGGUGAUCACGCCGAUGGGGCUCGAAGGGUUCACGAAGCUGUUCGUGAUGUACGCCAAGGACGAAAUCGGCUCCGCCCUUCGCAUCUGCGCCGACCCGCGCAACUACCCCAUCCUCAUCCAUUGCACCUCCGGCAAGGACCGGACGGGUUUGAUCGUGGCGCUGGUGAUGACGGUGUGCGGCGUGGACCGAACCGAGGUGGUGGAGAACUACCACCUCUCCGAGCGCUUCCUGGACCCCAUCGCCCACGAGAUACGCGAAGAGAACGGCAAAAAGGGCUUGGGUGAGUCGUUCGACGGGACGCCGCGGCCGCUGAUUCGGAACAUUCUGGAGUUCAUCGACGCCAAGUGGGGCAGCGUGCCGGACUACCUCCACAACGCGUGCAACUUCACCUACGACGAGCAGACCCGGCUCCGCAAGAACCUCCUCCGCUCCCGCAUCCUCGCCCAGCUCGACGCCAUCCGCUCGUCGCCCUCCUCACCCAUCUCCUCCUCUUCUUCCUCCUCUUCCUCCUUCUCAUCGCUGUCGUCGGCCUCGUCGUCGUAUUCGUCGCCGUCGUCGGCUUCGUCGUCAUAUUCAUCGUAUCACCCGCAGCCGCACCAGUACCAACCGCAGCGACCGGCGCCGCCGGUGCCGCCGCCACCGAUGGCGGAUCGCUACGCGCCGCUCGUGCCGCUCGACAUCGUCGAAACCCGCCCGCGCGCCGACUCAGCGACGUCGCUCGCCACCGCUGCCGACAAGGCGCCGCCGGUGCCGCUCGACCACACGUGGCCCUCGCCGCUGCCGCCCGUGCCGCCGCGCCCGUGGCAGAGCACCGGCGACCUGCUGACGUCAGCAGGCCAGAAGGGGGGCGUGGGAGCGCCGCCACCUCUCCCCGCGCGGCCCCACGCCCUGCAAUCGUCGUCAUCAGCCUCAGCGCCGACCUCGCCCGCAGGCGACCACCACCUACUGGCGGCCACCACAACCAGCGCGUCGGCGCCGCCGCCGCUGCCAGCGCGGCCCCACCAGCAGCCGGCGGUCGCAUCGCCUCAGUUGCAGGAGAAAGAGAGAGAAAAGGAAAGAGAAGAAAGAAAGGAGCAGGAGGCGAAGGAGGAAGAAGAGGCGAAGGAAGAGGAAAAGAAGGAGGAAAAGGAGGAAGAAGACGAGUUGGACGAGGAGACGCGGGCGCGGGCGGUUCGGGUGACCGGGCUGCCGCCGUUCAUGGCCACUGCCGAGGUCGCCCACUUCUUCGUCUUCUCAGGGCGCAUCGAACGUCUGCGACACGAACGAGCGGAGGGGUGUGCCACGGUGAUCUACGCUUCGAAGAGCGCGUUGCAGACAGCCCUCCACCUGGACCACGCCCUCGUCGGCGGCCGCUCCGUCCGCGUCCUCCCGCUGCCCUCGCCCGCACCAAAGGUGGAAAAUUAA
Acanthamoeba castellanii str. Neff is the source of this 3096-nucleotide messenger RNA. Its product is annotated as RNA recognition motif domain containing protein. Gene Ontology annotation, biological process: dephosphorylation. The record is from RefSeq and is a predicted model, not a curated record. NCBI's taxonomy places the organism in Eukaryota, Discosea, Longamoebia, Acanthamoebidae. Bases 1 to 3096 code for a protein of 1031 amino acids. The transcript is spliced from 11 exons. Gene Ontology annotation, molecular function: phosphoprotein phosphatase activity; RNA binding.